This is a messenger RNA of Parnassius apollo (apollo), 777 nucleotides long. NCBI's taxonomy places the organism in Eukaryota, Metazoa, Arthropoda, Insecta, Lepidoptera, Papilionidae. The record is from the annotation of a GenBank genome assembly.
AUGAAAGCUUGUGCUGUUUUAACUUUAGUGUCUUUAACUACAAUUAUCAAAGGUGGUGCUACCGCUGGGUUCCUCACCACUAUCGAUAAGUAUCCAUUUGCAACCGCCCUUUUAUGCAGCUUCGGAAGCAGUAACUACAACAAGGCAUGUGGCGGCACCAUUCUAACAAAUUCGGCGAUUUUAUCCGCAGCGUCUUGCUUUCAUAAUGACGAUAAUACGGAACAUCCAGUCACUUGGUGGCGCGCAAGAGUUGGAUCAUCUAACAGCAACUCGGGCGGUACCAUUUAUUUGAUCAGAAGAAUCGAUAGACACCCUGAAUUCAAUCUCAACACGAGGAUUAAUGACAUCGCCGUACUUAGAACUUCGAUUAAUUUAAUCUUGGUACCGGGUCUGGUGGAGACAGCUUACGUUGCUGGUGGUGCUUACCCCCUUACUGAUGGUCAAGCUGUCUGGGGCUUGGGCUGGGGAGAGAGUUCACAAGCGCAAUCAUCUGGACAGCUUCGUGAAAUGCAAGUGUGGAUAGUAGACCAGCAGUUUUGUGCCAACCGGUACAGUGACCUGGGUUUCGCUGUAACAAGCACCAUGCUGUGCACAGGUCCACCAUACGAGGCCAUCAGAGCACAGUGUCAGGGUGACCGUGGUAGUCCCUUAGUGCAUAAUGGAGUGGUGGUGGGCGUGUUCACGAGGAUGGAGGGCUGCGAACUAGGACAUCCUAAUAUUAAUACACGUGUGCCUUCCUACGCUAGGUGGAUUGAGGCAACAGCUGUUUCUAAUUAA